This is a messenger RNA of Neltuma alba, 791 nucleotides long. Its product is annotated as protein DEHYDRATION-INDUCED 19 homolog 5-like. Bases 62 to 424 code for a protein of 120 amino acids. The record is from RefSeq and is a predicted model, not a curated record. NCBI's taxonomy places the organism in Eukaryota, Viridiplantae, Streptophyta, Magnoliopsida, Fabales, Fabaceae. The transcript has 4 exons.
CAGAUAACCUUUCAGUGUUCUAUGAGUCGGAUGGAGAUGAUGAUGCGCGAUCUUAUUUUCCAUGUCCUUUCUGUUAUGUGGAAUCGAAGUUCCUGUUCUCUGCAGCCAUCUGCAAGAGGAGCAUUGCUUUGACCUAAAUAAUGCCGUUUGCCCUCUCUGUGCUGCAAACUUAGGGAGGGAUGCAAAUGCACAUUUUAUUGUACAACAUUCCAGCUCGGUUAAGCGGAGGCGCAAGCCUGAGAAAUCGAACAGCUUGUCUGGUAAUUCAGCGAUGUUUGGCAAGAAACUGGUGACUAGUGCGAGGGGAAACCGACAUGACCAACAACUGAUCCUCUUCUGUACCCCUUUGUCUGCAAUAGCUCCAUUCAAAACUCCGACAGUGUUCAUCAAGAUGAAUCUCCAACAAUGUCUCAACCAUUUCUGAGGGAAACAGGGCGGGUGAUGAAAAGGAUCAGCGGGAGAGAAAGCAGAAGGCGGAUUUUGCUCAGCAGUUGAUAACAUCAACCAUCUUCCAAGAGUUAUGGUGGUAGAGUUGCUCACUGCUACAUGAAUCAUAUACAUGUAUAUUGGAAACUGAAGGUUCCUUCUUGAGACAGCCCUUGAUAUUGGUUCAACAGGCACCGUAUUUAAUGGCAGUGCAUGGACUUAGGAUAUCACAGGUGUAUUCAUGAAGCUCCCAGAGAUGGAGGAUCUUUAUCUCUCUGUAGACUGCUAUAAAGAACCAUACCUAUAUAUCAGUAUAUGGAAAGAUGAAAUUGCAUUUUAUUUAGGUAUCUCCUCUGUUAUGCGUC